UCACUGAAGACUUGAAUUCAAGACUGAAUUCAGUAAAGAGAAGUCUGGGUGAUUUUUCAUGUUAAGGAUUUACUUGUCGUAAUUAUUAAUUUCACAUCUGAACUCCGAACUAGAUGUGGAGAUGGAGAAUGUAUAUGUACCUAGAAAAAUCUGUCUAUGGCUUUUAUAGUCCGGUAAACUCAAAGAAUCGCCUGUUUUAUAGCAGCAUUUCAAAAGUACUUGCACCUGAAGAAGCAGUACCACUGAAAGCCAAUCCAAUAAGCAUGACUGAAGUCCCUCAAAUAAUACCACAGUUCUACAGAAGGGUUCUCCCACAGACCUGUAUAUCAUUCUAUUCUGAAGAAGGAAAGCGAAUUUUCCAUGAGGCUCUAGAUUCUGGUCACAUGGAGUGCUAUUUUAAGUUGGCGGCCCAAUUUCGGACUCAGGAUGAACCAGCCUUUUGUGGACUGACCACUCUAGUGAUCGCAUUGAAUGCUCUAGAGGUGGAUCCAGGGGAGGUGUGGAAAGGACCUUGGCGCUGGUACCAUGAGAGAAUGUUGGACUGCUGCAUCCCUAUAAGUCUGGUGGAACAGGAGGGGAUCACCUUUACCCAGUUUGUAUGUCUGGCUGAGUGUAACUCAUUGGAGGUACAACCAACAAAGGCAGGUACUGGGGGUACCCUGGAACAGUUCAGGCAGAUCAUUACUGAGUAUACAAAGAGGGAUGAUGCCUUCCUGAUCCUCAGUUACUCCAGGAAAACUCUCAAUCAAACAGGUGAUGGGCAUUUUUCUCCAGUGGGAGGGUACCACCCUGAGAGAGAUCUGGUCCUUAUGCUGGACACUGCACGGUUCAAGUAUCCCCCUCAUUGGGUCACUGUGGAUCUACUCUGGGAAGCUAUGCAUGCUCUCGACAAAACUACAGGUGAACCAAGAGGCUACUUGACAGUAAAGAAGAAAACCCCAUCAUCACACACAGAACAGAGAGAUAUUUUGACUUUGUUUAAGAUUUCACCUUCCUUUGACAUUACUAAUGUCAAGGUCUUCAGCCCUGGUAUUUCUCCAUUCAUCUGCCAGUGGCAAGAUUGGUUAGAAAAGGAAUAUAUAGAACACGAGGAUGAGAGCCAAGCACUGCAGUACAUUAUACAGAAUCUUGACACCUGUGCCAAAGAAGGGGAUGAAAAUGAAACUGUUUUCACCACUCAGGUUGAUAUUAAAUGUGUUGGUGAUAUUUCCAAGGCACAUGCUUGUGAAGUUCACCAGCUUCUUACCAGCAUUGAGAAAACAUCUCUCUACAAGGCCGUGACAGAUUAUCUUGCUCAGCAGGGAAAAGACCAGCAUUUUGACAAACUUGGGCGUUUAACUACCAAUCUCUCCACUGGACAGGAGGAGUGUCUGACAGGCAAACUGACCACUGCCCACUUUGUGGUGAUGUUCCUCUUCUCCUGGCCAUAUGAGGAAAGUGACCACAGCAUAAAGAGGAACAAAGAUCUGCUUCUUAAGCUGAAAUCUGAGACAUGUGGAAAUGUGUUAACUGGGGAAUGUAACAUACUGAGAAAGCAGUUCACCAGCUUGCUGAAACUUCGCAAAGAAAAAAUGGCUAAGAGGAAGAAGUGUAACUGUCACACAAAGUCAUGUGAAGUGGCAAAGGAUGUUUAAAGUUCUCUGAUCCCUUAGCUAAGAGAGAUAACUCUUAAAAUGAUUUAUCAUUGUGUUUUCUUUAUAAAAUAUUCAUUUUCAGUAAUGAUAUUUCAGAUUUUCUGUGUAUGGUUUUUUAAGUUUGGUCAUUUUUUUUUCUCUCAUUUAAUUAUAUAUUCUUAAAUACUGAAAAGGAAAAGAAAU
Molecule: messenger RNA, 1817 nt
Organism: Saccostrea echinata
Lineage: Eukaryota; Metazoa; Mollusca; Bivalvia; Ostreida; Ostreidae
Exons: 6
Coding region: 114-1634 (506 amino acids)
Biological process (GO): cellular detoxification of cadmium ion; phytochelatin biosynthetic process; detoxification of copper ion
Molecular function (GO): metal ion binding; glutathione gamma-glutamylcysteinyltransferase activity
Source: RefSeq, a predicted model, not a curated record